UAUACAUUGUCAACUCCGCUCUCUCGUCCGAGGGACUUUCUUCAAAAUUGGAUUUGGGACAAAACUCGCCUCUCGUGUCUAGGCCUUCCUUCGACGUGUGACUUUUUCUCCCUCGGCCAAAGCCGAUUCUCGCCCUUACGAAUUAUGAAAAACGGAAUUAUAUAAAACGCUCCUCUCUGUAACUGUAGGCGCAUGACGUCACCGUGAUUUUUAUUAGUUCACUAUUUCGGUUGAGUCCAUUGUUUUUUUCACAGUUUCUACCUGGAGUCGUUUUCAACAGAUUCUCGUUUAUUAUGACCCAAAAACCGACGGGCAGUGCGGCGAGAACACUAGCACUAGAAUACAAGAGCCUGCAAGAAGAGCCAGUCGAGGGAUUUCGCGUCAAAUUGCUCCACGAAGACACACUCUUCGAAUGGGAAGUCGCGAUAUUCGGACCCCCGGAGACGCUUUACCAGGGUGGAUAUUUUAAGGCGCAUAUGAAAUUUCCUCCUGACUAUCCAUAUUCUCCUCCUAGUAUCCGUUUUCUCACAAAAGUGUGGCAUCCAAAUGUUUAUGAGAAUGGAGACAUUUGCAUUUCCAUUUUACAUCCUCCGGUUGAUGAUCCACAGUCAGGCGAGUUACCUUGUGAAAGGUGGACACCUACCCAGAAUGUCAGAACAAUUUUGUUGUCGGUGAUCUCUUUGCUGAAUGAACCAAACACAUUCAGUCCCGCUAAUGUUGAUGCAUCAGUGAUGUACCGCAGGUGGAGAGAUUCGAAAGGAAAAGAUAAAGAAUACGAAAAUAUAAUAAGAAAACAAGUCUCUGGUGGAAGAGCAGAAGCUGAAAAAGAUGGUGUGGAAAUACCUAUGACACUGGAAGAUUAUUGCAUAAAAACUAGAGUAAGGGCCCCAGAACAAAACAUGGACAUGACAGAUUUUUAUGUAGAUGACUAUCACAUUGAAGAUGAUGAUGAAGAAAUGUCAGAAGAUGACUUUGAAGAUGGUGAUGAUAGUGGAAAUGGAGAAUCAUGAUGGUCGUUUUACAGUCUCACUUUUUAUUCCAUGCCGAAAUUGUUUCAUCAUUUUGAAAGCGUGCUAAUAUUUGUGUUUGUUUUAAAAUUAAUACAUUAAACAAACAGAGUAAGCAUAUAAUGGAAGAAGUACUUCAAUGUUUGCAAUGAAAAACAUUAAAUUAAAUGUCCACUAAGCUGUAAUGGUGGUUGCCUGACAAUGAACUACAUAACACAACAGGUAAUAAUAAUCAUUACAAUCAAUGUAAUUAUUACAAACUCUAAGGCAUUCAGUCUUUUUACAAUUUUAUUUAGUAAGUUAAAGAAAAGGCUGUGAAACAAUUGGAUGAAACUUCUGAGUGAAUUGUAAUAAAGAUUGUUUAUUGAUCAGGCAAUCAUACAACAAAAUAAUAAGGAACAUUUAAAAUUAAAUUCAUUAUUAUGUUAUUUUAUGCCUGUAAUGUUGAGGUUAAAAAAAUAGAGAAGUUCUAUUUGUAUAUAUAUACAUCCAACAAAUGCUUAUGGAUAUGUCAUUAUUUUAAAAGUAAUGUAAACAUACAAACUGUUUAUAGUUAAAUAUCAUUUUUAUUUUGGUCAUUGGCAUAGAACAGUAUUGCAGGCCUCUUACAUAUAUUUAAUAUAACGGCGAUUUCUCUUUCUUAUUUAUUUUCUAUUUUUAAUUGUCAUGGAGUAAUAAAUUAUUGUUUGUGGAAUUCGGAUUCCAUUGGUAAAUUGUUUAUUUUUCAAUAUUUAUUGUUCAUAUAUUAAAAAUCUUAAAAUGUCCAGAUAAAUAUUUCUGAUUUAAUUAUGGUGAUAUUAUUAGGGUUUUUGCAUCAGCACAAUGUAAUUUAUACUGGGAAAAAUGAGACAAAUUGCAGGUAUUAAUUUUUUUUAAUUUUUGUCUGAUUAGACGGCUGCAUAAAUGUGUUAUCCCAAUGACCAGUUUGUUUCAGUUAUAAAAAUUGUAAAGCCUGCAUUUUUUUGUUCUUUU
Messenger RNA from Cimex lectularius (bed bug), 1979 nucleotides. RefSeq names its product ubiquitin-conjugating enzyme E2 R2-like. The transcript has 5 exons. Gene Ontology annotation, biological process: protein polyubiquitination; ubiquitin-dependent protein catabolic process. Gene Ontology annotation, molecular function: ubiquitin conjugating enzyme activity. Bases 294 to 1010 code for a protein of 238 amino acids. NCBI's taxonomy places the organism in Eukaryota, Metazoa, Arthropoda, Insecta, Hemiptera, Cimicidae. The record is from RefSeq and is a predicted model, not a curated record.